Molecule: messenger RNA, 981 nt
Organism: Closterium sp. NIES-65
Lineage: Eukaryota; Viridiplantae; Streptophyta; Zygnematophyceae; Desmidiales; Closteriaceae
Source: the annotation of a GenBank genome assembly
AUGGAUAGAAGUAGAGAGGCUGGAGAGCAGGGGGGAAUUGCUGGUGGAGGAGUGGGGACUCACCAACCAGCCAACCCUACGCUACCUACUUCUUCUACACCAUCUUCUACUACCGUGGAUCUUAUGAAAGCUUUCUCUAUUGAGAAAUUAAUGGGGGAGGACUAUGAGCACUGGAGUUUCCGCAUGAGGCUGAUGUAUACCCAAUACAAGCUAUUGGAUUUGGUGGAGGGAAAGGAGAAGAUGCCGGAGGCCGCGGAGCUGAAAGGAGCGUGGAUGAAACGAUCGUUCGACGCGUACAUGCUCAUGGUGCAAGCGGUGGGCGGACGGCAACUUGACCACAUCAAGGACCUCUUGGGUGAUCCAGAGUAUGGCCCCAAGGCUUGGAGGAAGCUUCUGGAUGUGCCACUCACCGACAUAUGCUACCGGCAUCGUGCUACUCGCGCAGCGGCUGCGCAACAUCAAGAGUCGUGGUCUGCCCUUGCGAUCAACCUCAACUCCCAACAACCCCAAUGGAGCGUGGAUUACAUUCGCGCGCGCAUCCUAGAGGAGGACCUGCGGCGGCGGAGUCUGGAGCGCUCGGAGGAGGGGCCUGGCUAUGGAGUUGGAGGUGGAAAGAGUAGCUUCAAGAAGAAGUGGAAGGGCAAGAAUAAGGAUAACCCUAAGGAGGAUGGCGGCGGGGGUCAAGGGGAGGUGUGCUUCUACUGCAAGAAGCGCGGACAUCGUUGGCGGAAGUGCUACCAACGACCCAAGGAUUGGACCCCGCCUUCAUCAAGCAACCAGCGUGGUGGCACAAGGAGUGGGGGAGUCAUGGGAGCUAGUGGAGAGGAGAAGGAUGAGGAGAAAGGCGGCAAAUCUGAGGAGCGGAAGGCCGGGUUCUUCUUCUUCAUGAACGAAGGCGCAACCGACCACGCUAUGGCUGCCAAGAAAUCGGGCAAGGCGGCAGCGGCGGCAUCUAUGGAGGAGAGCGUCACCGAGGAGUAG